AACCACACAGUGGAAUUCACACUCACCACACUAAAGUUUAUCAAGCAGCUCAGCUUCCUGUUUUUGUUAGUGCUCAGACCGGGGCUCCUGUGAUCAGAAGAAUGCCGACUGGGAUUUCAAACUCUGCACUAACAAUGCCUGAAUUUUCCUAAUCUACACUCUUGCUGCCUGCCCUGAUUUAUCUACUUUUUUUUUUUUUACUUCAUUUCUCUUUAAGGGUUUUGUUUGGGUUUUUUUUUAGUGUUAUUUUUCAAUCUGCCCUCUUACUACUCUAUCGAGGAAGACUGUGUCGCACAUGAGAGAGAACCUUUUACUAAAGUGUCAUGAAUUAUACAUACUGAAGGAUUUAACAGUGGGAGAGAGGGAGCAGAAAGUAGGCACAAUAUGUAAGCGGGCAGCACGGCAGCUUGUGCCAUGGACUAUUCCACGUGACUGGCUUAACCUGGGAGGCAGCUUAUAGAAGCCUUUGUCAUACUUGUACCUUUUGCUGUACCGGCGCUCUGCUUCUUGUGGAAGGGCAGAAGUUGUUAUCUUCACUAUGGAAACACUCAGGGAGUCUUUUUUGCACUUGACAUUUCAGAUGUCCACCUACAAGAGAGCUACGUUUGAGGAAGAUGAUCUCGUGGACUCAACAGCAGAUGAGGUGUACCCUAAUGGCAUGCAGGUGAUUGUCAGCCAGAAAAGUCAUGGUCACAAGUGCUGGUCUGAGAGGACGUCAGUGGAGAAGAGGCUACUGGUUAUCUCUGCACUGCUCUCACUUGCUCUGCUAAUUUGUAUCCUCGUCCUCGGGCUGCACUACAAGAACAGUGCUUUGCUUAAAUUUCUCGGCCCUCAGGCUCUUCCUAAGGAUACCUCCACUGAUGAAGCAACACCAUCAACUUCAUCCUCAACAUCAACAGAUGCAUCACUUCUCAGUGCUGAUGUUUUCUAUUCAACACAAGCUACACCGUCAAUAGCAUCUCUCACAGUGGAAGAUACUGCAUCCAGAACAGAAAUUGUGUCUACACCACUUCCCAACACUGAGGUUACCUCUACAGCUCAAGCACACUCAAGGCUUUGCUUGUCAGAGUCCUGCAUCACCGUGUCCAGCUCCAUACUGGCGUCUUUGGAUCGCUCUGUGAACCCCUGUGAGGACUUCUACUCCUACGCAUGUGGUGGAUGGGUGAAGAGCAAGCCACUCCCUGAUGGCCACUCUCGCUGGGGAACCUUUAACAAUCUUUGGGAGCACAACCAGGCAAUAAUGAAGCAUCUUUUAGAGAAUACAACUAUGAAUGGAACAAGUGAGGCAGAGCGCAAAGCCCAAAGGUAUUUUCAGGCCUGCAUGAAUGAACAGAAGAUAGAAGACCUGGGAGCCUUGCCUCUGAUUAGACUUAUUAACGAGACUGGUGGAUGGAAUGUGACUAGUCCAUGGAAUAAAGACAAUUUUCAGGAGGUCUUACAAAGAGUUUCUGCAAAUUACCACACGUCUCCAUUUUUCUCAAUAUAUGUGAGCACAGACUCCAAGAACUCAAACAGCAAUAUCAUCCAGAUAGAUCAGUCAGGAUUGGGCCUUCCCUCUAGAAACUACUACCUCAAUAAAACUGCCAAUGAAAAGGUGCUGACUGCUUAUCUCAGCUUCAUGGUGGAGCUGGGGGUACUACUUGGUGGCUCAAACGUUUCUACAUGGGACCAAAUGCAGAAGGUUCUGGACUUUGAGACUGCCCUUGCCAACAUUACUGUGCCCCAAGAAGACAGAAGAGACGAGGAGCUAAUCUAUCAUCGAAUGCAAGCUAAGGAGUUGCAGACUCUUGCUCCUGCUGUGGAAUGGAUGCCCCUUCUCUCAGUUAUGUUUGCACCCAUUGAGCUGAAUGACUCUGAGCUAGUCGUGGUGUACGCCAAGGAGUAUCUUCAGAAAGUCUCUGAUCUCAUUAAUAGCACUGAUAAAAGCAUCCUCAACAACUACAUGAUUUUAACAGUGGUACGUAAAACAGCAUCCAGCCUUGACCAGCGAUUUCAGGAUGCAGAGGAGAGGUUUUUGGAGGUCAUGUAUGGAACUAAGAAGAGCUGUACCCCUCGAUGGAAGUUAUGUGUUAGUGAUACAGACAGUGCCCUUGGUUUUGCACUGGGAGCCAUGUUUGUGAAGGCCACAUUUGCCGAAGACAGCAAGAAAAUAGCCGAAGAUAUGAUCUCUGAAAUAAAAACAGCAUUUGAAGAUAGCCUUAAAGAUGUGACCUGGAUGGAUGACGAGACCAGACAAGCUGCUAAAGAGAAGGCUGAUGCUAUAUAUAACAUGAUUGGUUACCCAAAAUUCAUUAUGGACAACAAAGAACUGGAUAAAGUGUUUAAUGAUUAUGAAGUGGUGUCAGACCUCUAUUUCCAGAAUGUGAUGCAGUAUUAUAACUUUUCAGCAAAGGUGAUGGUGGAUCAGCUGAGAAAAGCCCCCAAUCGUGAACAGUGGAGUAUGACCCCCCCAACAGUCAAUGCCUACUACUCCCCCACUAAAAAUGAGAUGGUCUUUCCUGCAGGGAUCCUCCAAGCUCCUUUCUACAGCAGAAAGUGGCCAAAAUCCUUAAACUUUGGUGGAAUUGGAGUAGUAAUGGGACACGAACUGACUCAUGCUUUUGAUGACCAAGGACGUGAAUAUGACAAAGAAGGAAAUCUGCGGCCUUGGUGGAAAAACUCAUCGAUAGAAGCCUUCAAGAAGCAAACAGAAUGCAUGGUAGAGCAGUAUGGGAACUACAGCAUCAACAAUGAGGCUCUGAAUGGGAAGCACACUCUUGGAGAGAACAUUGCUGACAACGGGGGACUAAAAGCAGCCUACAAUGCCUAUGAGAAUUGGAUUAAGAAAAAUGGAGAAGAAGAAGUUCUUCCUGCAUUGGAAUUAACUAAUGAGCAGCUCUUUUUUGUAGGAUUUGCACAGGUGUGGUGUUCAGUUCGGACUCCAGAGAGUUCUCAUGAAGGCGUGAUCACGGACCCUCACAGCCCAUCCCGUUACAGAGUCAUUGGCACGGUAUCUAAUUCGUUGGACUUCUCCAAACAUUUCAACUGUCCAGUUGGCUCCCCCAUGAAUCCAAGACAAAAGUGCCAACUUUGGUAGUUUGCCAGUAGCCAGUCUUACAAGAGCUUUAAUGUGAAGAGGAGCUGGAAUUCUGGGAUUGAAAACCACUAUAACAAAAUGCUUCAAGUGACCAGCUAGAGGUUGACUAAUGAGAAUAAAGAGCUCAGCUAAAAAUAUAUAAAGAUGUUUUUAAAGAUUAAUGAUAUAUUUUUUGACAUUGUACAUGAUUUGAGCACUGGACUCCACAGCAAGCGCGAAAAUGCAGCUGUGCAGAAUAGAUGGAUUUUUUAUAUAGAUGCAUAUAUAUAUAUAUAUAUAUA
Polypterus senegalus (gray bichir) is the source of this 3357-nucleotide messenger RNA. RefSeq names its product endothelin converting enzyme 1 (gene ece1). The record is from RefSeq and is a predicted model, not a curated record. Gene Ontology annotation, biological process: peptide hormone processing. The transcript is spliced from 21 exons. NCBI's taxonomy places the organism in Eukaryota, Metazoa, Chordata, Cladistia, Polypteriformes, Polypteridae. The coding region runs from base 539 to 3076 and encodes 845 amino acids. Gene Ontology annotation, cellular component: plasma membrane. Gene Ontology annotation, molecular function: metalloendopeptidase activity.